Molecule: messenger RNA, 2170 nt
Organism: Anoplophora glabripennis (Asian longhorned beetle)
Lineage: Eukaryota; Metazoa; Arthropoda; Insecta; Coleoptera; Cerambycidae
Gene: jdp
Product: J domain-containing protein
Exons: 4
Coding region: 335-865 (176 amino acids)
Cellular component (GO): cytoplasm
Source: RefSeq, a predicted model, not a curated record
GUCGCCGGCGCGCGACGCGCAUGCCCCGCGUUUGAAACCAGUGUGUCAAAACUAAAACCGACAAAUCAAGAAUCCGCCGGACUUUCACUUUUGCAAUACAUGAUAGUUUCUCAGAGAUAAAAACAACCUUGUCCAUUCCAGUAUCGCCUUAGCCGCGGAACGAUAGCGUUUUGUUUCCUCUCUCGCCGCCUUCACAGCACACCCGACGACAUCGGGUUUUCCUUGGCCCGCUCUCCGGAUUUUCCCGCCGUGUUCCCGGAAUUUUCAGCGCGAAUGCAGCUCUAAAGGGUCAGUUUGUUACGUGCCGCCCAAGUAGUACGUUCUGUCGGGCAAGAUGACUAGUGUGGACGAUAUUUUGGACUACAAGAAGAAGAGCCAUGAAGAUUACUACGCGAUCCUUGGCUGCGACGAAAACUCGUCUGUGGAACAGAUCACGGCAGAGUACAAGGUGCGCGCCCUUCAGUAUCACCCUGACAAGAAUGAGGGGAACAAGGAGGCGGAACAGAAAUUUCAGCUGCUAAAAGAAGCUAAGGAGGUGCUUUGUGACCCCGAGAGGAAGUCCAAUUACGACAAAUGGAGAAAUAGUGGAAUAUCCAUUAGCUACAAACAGUGGUUGGGCAUGAAGGAACAUGUACAUCAGUCGAUGCAUUGGAGUACCCCGAAAACUAAGGAUCGCAUGCUGGAAUCGGGGGGAUCGUCUGGCCCUUCCAGCUUGGGAGCGGGCGGCACGACGGCCGCCCAGCGGCGCGCCUCGGAGGGUGGCGCCAACCUACAUUGGGGCGGCCGCAGCGGCGUCGGCUCAGCUUGGGGUGCCGGUGACGCGCCCAGCGAGGUUGUCAACAAGUUCAGAAAUUACGAGAUUUAAAACGUCAUGCCCCCCAUCCCAUGUCAUGUGUCAUGUCGUUCGUGUAUCCAAGUCCUUAACAGUAGCAAGCCGUUCACUUGUUCAAUUCUCUUUGGGUGCCUUAAAAAUUACAAAAUAAAGAAAGAAUCGUAUUUAAAACCGGAACCACUAUUAUUUUAAUUAAUCAGAAGUAUCUUGGGUAUGAGUUAAAUAAGUAACAAUCCCUAAAUAGAAAACUGGACAUAAUAUUUUCAAAAUUAAAACUUUUAAGGCGCCCAUUUAAAAUUAUGAAUGUCAAAAUCUCAAGUACUUAAGUGGUAUAUAUCAUACCUCCUAUUCAAUAAAAUUCCUAGGGUAUCUUAUACCGUCAGUACCAAAAGUAAGUAACUUUUAUUUAUUCUAUUUUUUUGUUAUUACAUUUUUCAUAUAGUUCUGAAGGGCGUGAUUCUUCAAAACUACCUUGAUCUGAAAAAAAUAAUGAGAAAAGGGUUAUAUUUAUACUAAAUAUUUUCGUUUAAAUAUGUGAAUGUAUGAGAUACCCUGUCUAAAAUACAAUUAAGCGUAUAGAUAAUAUUUUCUGAACGUAUUUAACUUCGACUGGUAUUACUUAGACGUUUCAUUAUAUUUUUGAUAUUAAUUCCAGUGGCAUUUUGUCGACAAUCUAUUUUUGUAUUUGGACCAACCAAUUCUUUAUCCAUUAUUGUAAUGUGAUAUUAGUUAUGUAUUUAAGUACCUAGUUGAAAACCUAGUAUAGCAUUUUUUGACCCGUUCUAUCCUAAUAAUUUAAAUUUAUUUCCCCCUUAACGAUUUCCUAGGUUGCCCCCUAUUGAUUUCUCUAAAUGUUAAAUGUGUAUAAAGUUUACAGCAUUUCGUCUGCAUGGUGAUACUGUAACCACACCUGUAGGGAAUGCCAAUUUCAAUUACAGAUGCGGGGAUGAUGUAAUACCAAUUCCUGAAAUCUGAAUGUACAAGUUUUUAAAAAAUUCAACGAAAUAUCAGACCCUUUAGGUUUGUGGUCCCUACUAAUAAUCGUAGAUGUUUGAUACUAGAUGGCGCUUGUCUUUGUUUCAGUUCGUGAGGCACUAGAUGGCGUGCGGCGAAUUGUGAUAUUACAUCAUUUUCCGCGUGUGUCUCUGUGUACUGAAUGUUACAAUUGUGUAUAUCUUCGUUUCUUAUUCUUGAUCAGGGUAAGCACAAACUGUCCAUAUCCCUAUACACCUCUGUAUUUUGAUAUAUGUAUGUUGUCACAUUAUAAUCAUAUGUUAUAUACAUUAUGAAAAAUAUAUUUAUAAAUGUUUGAAGUAAAUAAAUCUAUAAUAAGACGUU